AUGAGCGACCGAAGAACCGGCCAAAACAAAAAGGAUUCUGGAGAAGAGUACGUUGGCGAAGCUGUUGUGGGCAUCCGGGCGGACGUCAACACGAUCAAGCAGUUGACAUCCUCCUCCGAAGCUGCCAAAGCACACAGAAUGGCAUCUGCGGUCGCAGCCCUCGAGAAAGCUGCGCAGGCGGCAAUGGGAGAUUCUAAAUCUGGUGGAAACCAGAAGAACAACUGA
Messenger RNA from Aspergillus viridinutans, 225 nucleotides. RefSeq lists its product as uncharacterized. Lineage: Eukaryota; Fungi; Ascomycota; Eurotiomycetes; Eurotiales; Aspergillaceae. The record is from RefSeq and is a predicted model, not a curated record. The transcript has a single exon. Bases 1 to 225 code for a protein of 74 amino acids.